GGGAGGAAUAAACAGGAAGAAAUAAGUCACUCUGACUAAGUGACUACCUUCCAAAGAGAAACACAAGACCGAGCGCUAACACUCUUCCUUCCCCCCAAACAGGAGAAAAGUCCAAAUUUCUUUUUCUCCAUGCAAGGGUACUCAGAGUUUUACUUCAAUGUGGACCAUGGGUACCUGGAAGGACUGGUCCGAGGUUUUAAAGCUGGGAUCUUGAGAAAUGCAGACUAUGUCAACUUAGCACAAUGUGAAACACUGGAAGACUUGAAGUUACAUCUACAAACCACAGAUUAUGGAAACUUCUUAGCCAAUGAAACUGGCCCUCUCACAGUUUCUACCAUUGAUGACAAAUUGAAAGACAAACUACUCACAGAAUUUCAUUACUUUAGAAAUCAUGCUUUUGAGCCACUUGCCACAUUUUUAAACUUUAUCACGUACAGCUAUAUGAUUGACAAUGUGAUUCUCUUGAUAACUGGUACACUGCAUCAACGUCCAAUAGCUGAACUUGUUCCGAAGUGCCAUCCAUUGGGCAGUUUUGAGCAAAUGGAAGCAGUCAGCAUUGCCCAAACACCUUCAGAGCUUUUCAAUGCUAUUUUGGUUGACACGCCAUUGGCUGAUUUCUUUCAAGACUGCUUGUCUGAGAAUGACCUGGAUGAAAUGAACAUUGAAAUAAUGCGUAACAAACUGUACAAGUCUUAUCUGGAAGCUUUUUUUAAGUUCUGUGAAAAGCAAGGAGGUACAACAGCAGAAAUAAUGUGUCCUAUUCUUGAGUUUGAAGCAGACAGACGUGCCUUUAUCAUCACCAUUAAUUCAUUUGGCACUGAGCUGAGUAAAGAUGACAGAGAGAAACUAUAUCCAACUUGUGGAAAGUUGUAUCCAGAAGGCAUACACCUGCUGGCCAAUGCAGAUGACUAUGAGCAAGUGAAGUGUGUGGCAGAUUACUAUGCAGAAUACAAGGCUUUGUUUGAAGGGGUAGGGAAUGGCACAGGAGAAAAGACAUUGGAAGAUGCAUUUUUUGAACAUGAGGUAAAACUGAAUGUGCUUGCCUUCAAUAACCAAUUCCAUUUUGGAGUAUUCUACGCUUAUAUAAAGCUGAAGGAACAAGAAAGCAGAAAUGUUGUAUGGAUUGCUGAAUGCAUUUCUCAGAGACACAGAACCAAAAUCAACAACUACAUUCCUAUUUUCUAAUUCAGAGAAUUUAUAAUUGUAGAGUGCAUAAAAAGACACACUUACUGCAUAUUAGGGGGAAAUUGUUUAUUUUUAAAAAGUAAUUAUUAUCAGAUUUUGCCAAAUGAAUCAAGUGAUAGUUAUCUUUACACAUAGCACAAUGUGAACAAACCAGAACCAAAAUCAUAGAUGCACAUUUUUUCACUUAUUUAAGGAACAUUUGAUAGAUUUGUGUAGACUAUUUUGACUGAGAAACAAAACAGAACAGUGAUCCUGUUUUAAUUUAAUAAAUAAAAUGCCUAUAAAUUCUUGGAAAUAAGUUUUCUAAGCAUGAAGCUUACAAAUAUCGCCAAAUAAUUUAAUUUGGAAUUAGCUAACAAGCUAUUUUCUCUAAGCUCAGGGUUCAUUAUGGGCCAGAAACCACCAUUUGAAUCUUAGAUCAUGAUUACCAGUUUCUUCUUGAGGGAUAUUACAAUGGAAUAUGGAAGACCAACAGAGAGACAAAGUCUGAGGUUACUUUGUAGCUCUUCUGAGGUUUUUUUGCCUACAUUAAACUUCAGGAAAUCCCUGGAACACAUGGCCAGUAGUACAGAGGUUCCAGAUACUGUCAAACCUCAAAUACUUCUCCCUUGCUUUAGAGACAUAUUAUGAGAUUCCACCAAGAUGGCUUUACUUAUUCCUCUCAGGCCGCAUCCAGAGUGGUACGAUGGACAUGUGCUACAUACUUUUCACUGUGCAGACUUACAAAGAUCUAUACUCUCCAACACUUUAAUAUCAACAUUAGAGAUUCUCAACUGGGAUUCCAGGAGAGACUUGUAAGGGUGCCAUGGGGUCCAAGGAGAUAAGUACUUGCUCUUCCCCAUACCCUCCUACCCUGGUCCCUGUGUGAGGAGGUAAGUACUAGCUUGUUCCUGUUGUCUCCCCAUUUGCACCUGGCCCCUGGGCACAGAAGAGAAAACACUGUAAUAAAUAACUUUGUUUUUAAAUGGGGUACUGUUAAAUUCAGAAAAAGUUAUGAACUGGUUCCUGGAGUCUACAGAAGUUGAGAACUACUGAUCUCUAUGUUGUCACCAAAGGAGGGCAUGGAACAUAAAUGAACAUAUCAGCUAAUUCUCUAGCACCUUUAAGUUAGGCAUAAAGAGCAUCAGCUUUGAUCUAUUUAAAGGCCUAGCUCAGAUCAACCACUGAAAAUAUAGCAGACAGUUGAAGUUAAA
Messenger RNA from Alligator mississippiensis (American alligator), 2378 nucleotides. RefSeq names its product ATPase H+ transporting V0 subunit d2 (gene ATP6V0D2). Gene Ontology annotation, biological process: proton transmembrane transport; vacuolar acidification; vacuolar transport. The transcript is spliced from 8 exons. NCBI's taxonomy places the organism in Eukaryota, Metazoa, Chordata, Crocodylia, Alligatoridae. Gene Ontology annotation, cellular component: vacuolar proton-transporting V-type ATPase complex; early endosome; lysosomal membrane. Gene Ontology annotation, molecular function: proton-transporting ATPase activity, rotational mechanism. The record is from RefSeq and is a predicted model, not a curated record. Bases 130 to 1185 code for a protein of 351 amino acids.